Messenger RNA from Myodes glareolus (Bank vole), 2999 nucleotides. It is a transcript of the gene Nudt19, whose product is annotated as nudix hydrolase 19. NCBI's taxonomy places the organism in Eukaryota, Metazoa, Chordata, Mammalia, Rodentia, Cricetidae. The record is from RefSeq and is a predicted model, not a curated record. Gene Ontology annotation, cellular component: mitochondrion. Gene Ontology annotation, molecular function: hydrolase activity, acting on acid anhydrides, in phosphorus-containing anhydrides.
GGCCUGGGCCCGGCGCCGCCUCCGCAACCCCCUUUUCCGGGACUGGUCCACGACGACGCCGGCGCCGGGGCGCUGCCUGAUGAUGUAGCGCUGCGCAUCUGCGCCAUCCGCGAGACCUUCGAGGAGGCUGGGGUGCUGCUGCUGAGACCGCGGAGCUCGCCGCCCGCUUCUCGGGAGCCCGGUCUGGCGCUGCCGCCUCCGCCCGGCCUGGGCGAAUGGCGCUCGCGCGUGCGCAGUGACCCGCGCCACUUCCUCCAGCUGUGCGAGCACCUGGACUGCACGCCCGACAUCUGGGCUUUGCGCAGCUGGGGCGGCUGGCUCACGCCGAUCGGGCGCGGCAGUCGCCGCUUCGACACCACCUUCCACCUGUGCUGCCUGCGCGAGACCCCGCGCGUAGAGCCCGACCUGACCGAAGUGGUGGGCUACAAGUGGUUGUCUCCAUCAGAAGCAACGGAGUGUUUCCUGUCCAAAGAAAUCUGGCUGGCAGCACCACAGUUCUAUGAGAUGAGAAGACUUGAAACUUUCGCCUCUUUCUCCGCUCUGUACAGAUUUUCCUCAGCUCGCCCCUUUGACAUCACUGAGAAAUGGCUGCCGAUAAUCCUUUCCACUGCUGAUGGCACCAUCAUGCUCUUCCCAGGAGAUGAGCUGUACGUGGAAGACGCGGAUUUCUUAGAAAACCCAAUGUCUACUGACAAAAAGACUGACGAGAUCUUGAAGGAAGGCAAAGUAGUUAACCGACUGGUGCCCCGCAGUCUCCAUCUCUAUGAGCUCUAUGUGUCUCUCCUGUCAAAUAAGCACGUGUACCCUGAGAACUUUGACGCGAGCCUGACCGCCCGUUUGUAAAGCUGCUUGACCUGUGGGGGUCGCCUGGACUUGCCUAAAGCAGAAGGAAUGUGCCUAUGAACGGGACCGCGAGGUGUUGCCUGUGUCACGCGUGUUGUGGGCUCCUCAAGCUGCACAGUGAGCCACGCAUGAAAUGUAUGAAGUAGUAACAACCUUGUUACGAAGAUAAAUGCUUUCACAAUGGUUGUCCUUUCUGUCUUCUUAGCUUAAACAUUUAAAAAGGGGUCUCCUGCCGUCGCCUUCUUUGUUGUUGUUGUUGUUGGUUUUUCGAGGCAAGGUUUCUCUAUAUAGUAGCCCUGGCUGUCCUGGAACUCACUCUGUAGACCAGGCUGGCCUUGAACUCCCAGAUCUGCCUGCCUUUGCCUCCUGAGUGCUGGGAUUAAAGGUACGAGCCACCACUGUUCUCCUUCCGUCUUAUGACUACCCCAUGGAUUAACAAUAAUCGCAGGAUCUGGUUCAGUUCCCAAUACCCAUGUCAGGCAGUACACAUACAUGGACUAAUAAUAAUCAGAGGAUAACUGUGUUAGCAAGUUUCCUGAUGUGCGGUGGAGAUUGAGUCCUGGAUCUCUUAGACUCUGGGCAGUAAUUAAUUCAGGGGUACCUAAUUAGACGUCGUUAUGGUUCGAAUGUGGGACUUCCUGCACGUGGUCCAUAGCUGGUAGCACUGUUUUGGCAGGCUGUGAAAACCGAGGGGCAGGCUUUAACCAGAAAAAGUAGGUUGCUGGCACGGGUGGGUCUUGAGGGAUUGAGUCCCACCUCUGUUCCAGAAGAAUUCUGUUUUCUAGUCUGAGGAGAUGUGAGCAGCCUGCUUCAGGUCUCCGCCUCCAUGGCUGUCACAUUGCCUUCAGCACAGUGACACCGGCUGAAAUAAACCCCUGCUCUCUAACUUGUCUCUGUGAGGCUUGUGAUCAUAGCAAGGCAAGCGAUAAUGCAAAUAAACAGUGGUUGAGGCAUCCUGCAAGAGUGAGGUCAUGCUCUUGGCAUGUAUUUAACUUGAUAAUUAACAUGCAUGGCCUGCACCUUUAAUCCCAGCCCUGGGGAGGCAGAGGCAGAUGGAUCUCAGUGACUUCGAGGCCAGCCUGGUCUACAGAGCGAGUUUCAGGACUGUUACAGAGAAACCUUGUCUCUUAAAAACAAACAAGCAGAAGAACCAUACAGUAUCUGAAAACCAGGUAGCAUUUAUUUUGACAUCUAAAUUUUGUUUUUUAUUACACUUCUUUCUAUACUUGUGCACACACACACGAGUGUGUGCCACGGAACAGUGGGGAGGGCAGAGGGCACACACACGCGUGCGUGCCCUGGAGGGCAGAGAACAGCUUACAGGAGCCUUUCUUUUUUCCUGCUGCGUGUGGGUCUGUCUGAUGGAGCUCGGGUCACCAGCUUCAUGUGGCACGCUCUUACUUGCCAGGCCAUCUUCCUGGCCCCAUGUCUCCCAAAUUGUAAAGACUUAGGAACCAUACAGAACACAGGCUGAUGCGAUGGCUCAGCAGGUCAAGGCACUGAACGCGCAUGCCCAGUGACCUGAUUGUGGUCCCCAGAACCCACGUAAAGGUGUGAAGAGAGGACCUACUUUUCCAAGUUGUCUCCUACCUCCACACAUGUGCCAUGGCGUGUGUGCCCUCACACACACCAUGCACACACAGACACACACCGUAAAACUCACCAGCCUUUGUGCACUUAGGAAGUGGUUAAUGAAUGCAAGGGGUUGGAGAGAGAAUGCUAAUUUCACCGGGUUUUAAUGUGUGUUUAAUGUGGGUGAUUUCUUUUUGUCUUUGUUAAAGACAAAUGAUCUUUACUGACUAAAGGUGAGAAAUGAUAAUUAAGGCACAAUUUGUUUUGUUUUGUUUUGUUUUUGUUUUUUUGCUUUGUUUUGUUUUUCAAAGACAGGGUCUCUACAAAGCCCUGGCUGUCCUGGAACCCACUGUGUAGACCAGAUGGCUUCAAACUGACCAGAGAUAAUUCCUACUUUAGCCUCCUGAGUGUUAUGAUUAAAGGUGUGUGCACCACACCUGGCAGGACACUAAUUCUGUUUGUAGAUCUUUGUGUUAUAUGUUGUGGUGGAUUUAAAUUUUCACAAAAUGUCUUGAUUUUCCUGCUAACGCAAUAAAGGCAAUAAUAAAUAAAGCUUUUUUAAAAUAAAAUGUUUUGUUCCUAAG